This is a messenger RNA of Mesitornis unicolor (brown roatelo), 576 nucleotides long. Its product is annotated as dystonin-like. The record is from RefSeq and is a predicted model, not a curated record. The transcript is spliced from 4 exons. Lineage: Eukaryota; Metazoa; Chordata; Aves; Mesitornithiformes; Mesitornithidae. Gene Ontology annotation, biological process: cytoplasmic microtubule organization; hemidesmosome assembly; wound healing. Gene Ontology annotation, molecular function: structural molecule activity; microtubule binding. The annotation marks the transcript as partial. Gene Ontology annotation, cellular component: cytoplasm; membrane; intermediate filament.
AUAACCAUUUACAAAGACGAUGAGUGCGUGUUAGCAAACAACUCCCAUCGCGCUAAGUGGAAAGUCAUUAGCCCCAGCGGUAAUGAGGCCAUGGUUCCCUCUGUGUGCUUUACAGUCCCUCCACCUAACAAAGAAGCAAUAGAUACGGCCAACAGGAUCGAGCAGCAGUUUCAGAACGUGCUGGCCCUGUGGCACGAGUCGCAUGUGAACAUGAAGAGCGUGGUGUCGUGGCAUUACCUGACCAACGAAAUUGAAGCCGUUCGGGCCGGCAACGUCGCCUCGAUAAAGACGAUGCUGCCGGGUGAGCAUCAGCAGGUCCUGAGCAAUUUGCAGUCCCGCUUCGACGACUUUGUGGAGGACAGCCAGGAGUCCAAAAUCUUCACAAGCUCCGACACAGCCCAGCUGGAAAGGGAAGUCAGUGUUUGCAAGCAAUACUACCAGGAGCUGCUGAAAUCUGCAGAAAGAGAGGAGCAGGAGGAGUCCAUCUACAACCUGUACAUCUCCGAAGUCAGGAACAUCAGGCUGCAGCUGGAGAGCUGCGAGGAGCGGCUGAUACGGCAGAUCCGCACCCCGAUG